AUGGUUCAUGGUCAUGCUCACGGGACAAGCCGUUUUAUCGAGUCAAAAUGUGUCGCAAAAGCCAAAUUAGGAAUCCGGUUUGUUCUGCCUAUUAGGAUUAGUAAGUUAGGACUUACCCAUUACCUGGUGCAGAUGUUAAACCACAGAGGAGGUCACGAGAGGUCGAGGGAUUUAUCAUUGGGUCAGGGUCAGAGUGCGCCAGAGGAUAUGAAUAGAAGAGAGCCAUCAGAUGUGGCUAUGCACGGCAAUGAAGAAGAAGAUCAGAACGAGGAGAUGAUGCAUACAAACAUGCUUAAGACAUAUGGUCAAGCUGAGAAUCUGGACUACGAAUAUCCAGAGAGAAGGGACUACUCUAUGUCACCUUACUCAUCCUCCAUUCACUCUCAAGGGACGAGGUCUCAUCAUCCACUAGACCCGCAUAGGAAUGUUCGAGUUGAGCAUUCCGGAUCUGCGAAUCAACAAGCACAGCAAGGUGCCAGGCCACCAUCGGAAUCAUCGGAACCAGAAGAUCAACAACGGGCCGGUACAACUUUAUCCAUGGUGCAUGAUCUUUUAUCCCAAGUGUUGCACCAGGCCAUACUAGGCACAAGCAACGGAGUAGCUCUACCACCAGACUUUCUCAAGAUAGCAACAAUCAUGAAGACCUUAAGAACCUAUCUAUUCAAUGGAGAGCCGGACCACUACCAGGCGGAUGCAUGGCUACAAUGUGUGGAGAAUAACUUUUCAGCGACCAGAUGUACAGACGACUUUAAAAGGGACGUCGGAGUCUAUCACCUAGAGAAGGAGGCGUUAAGCUGGUGGGAAAGUAUGAAUCGACAGCAGGAGUAUCACAUCGACAGAUGGGAAGGGUUCAAAAAGGAGUUUGAACAGAAAUACUCUCCAUCCAAAGCACGAGAUCACCUAGCCCAAGAAUUUCUGCGACUAAACCAAGGCGAGAAGAGCGUUCGAGAAUAUGAAGCAGAGUUUAUGAGACUACAGCGGUAUAUCUCAUAUUGCAACGUGGAUGAUAAAGCCCUAGUGAGACAGUUCAUGGAAGGACUAAAACCAGAGAUAGAAAGUCGACUACAGUCAGUCACUUUCAGUAGUCUCCAUGAAGUGAUAGAAAGAGCAGUGGAUGUGGAGGCGUAUCUGCAAAAGGAGAAAGCCGCUUGGAAGAAAAGAAAAAUGGAUUCAAGAGACGCAACUAAGUCAAAGAAAGGAGGCCAGAAAUCCGGGAAUGAUGGCGAAUCAUGCUACACAUGUGGAGGAAAGGGACAUUUCGCUCGAUCUUGUCCCCGUACUAUUUCAGUGCCAGAUCUUCCAAUACGUGCGACAUGCUACAUCUGUGGAGAGAAAGGACAUUUCUCCCCAAAUUGUCCUCACAAGAUCGUUGAAGUGGCGACAAGACCUAGAAGUAUCGACCUGACCAAUGAACGGAUCCCCGACCAAUCGUCUGACAAGCACGGGAUCAGAUCUGCGAAUGGAAACGCAGAUGGAGAGAGGAGAAGCAUAUCUCCUUGUGAUUGGUGUGGUGGAAAAGAAAGAAGACAAGAAGUUGAAAGUGGAGGAUAUCCUGGUGGUACACGAGUUCGGGGAUGUAUUCAAGGCGCUGACAAAAUUAUCCCUGCCACGGAGGAAUCCAUUCACUAUAAGCCUGGAGUCAGGAACGAUGCCAGCAUUAGGGGUACCAUACGGUAUGACCCCAACCAAGUGAGGAGAAGUGAAGACAAAACUAGAAGACCUAAUGAGCAAGGAGUUCAUUCGGCCGAGUUCCUCACCCUGGGGAGCAUCGGGAUUGUUUUUCAAGAAGAAGGCGAAGGCGUUGAUGAGGAGUAUCACCUAGCCGAAGAUGUGACCAUCCUACUUCAUGGGAGAAUCACCGUUCCAGAAGAAGGGCAUCUAAGACAAGAGAUACUAAGGAUGGCACACCAGUCUUUACUUAGUAUUCAUCCUUGA
Microthlaspi erraticum is the source of this 1935-nucleotide messenger RNA. Lineage: Eukaryota; Viridiplantae; Streptophyta; Magnoliopsida; Brassicales; Brassicaceae. The record is from the annotation of a GenBank genome assembly.